AAUGGUUCCACGCGCAAACAAAUGUCUACGGAUACAGCUGCAGGAAUGCAGUGCACAUAGUGAUAUUCAUGUUGCUGACAGGGUAUACAUUUAGAUUUCAGCAUGUGGCUUAAACCUGAAGAAGUGCUUUUGAAAAAUGCACUGAAGUUAUGGGCGACCGUGAAAUCCAAUGAUUAUUUCAUACUGCAGAGACGACGGGGAUACGGUGAAGGAAGUGGCGGUUUGGCAGGGCUCCUUGUGGGAACUCUGGAUGCUGUGCUCGACUCUACGUCCAAGGUCGCACCCUUCCGCAUCCUGCACCAGACCCCCGACUCGCAGGUCUACUGGAUCAUAGCAUGUGGCGCUUCUGAGGAGGAGAUCACUCAGCACUGGGAGUGGCUGCAGCAGAACAUCAUGCGAACUCUCUCCGUGUUCGACUCCAGCGAUGACAUCACCAGCUUCGUCCAGGGCAAGAUCAGAGGUCUGAUCGCUGAGGAGGGGAAAGUAAGCCUGGUGCAGGAGGAGGACCCAGAGAAGUUUCGUGAGGCGCUGCUCCGCUUCGAGUCCUGGUUUUCGCUGCCCGCCAAGGAGAAGCUGGUGACCUACUACUCGUGCAGCUACUGGAGAGGCCGCGUCCCAUGCCAGGGCUGGCUCUACCUCAGCACCAACUUCCUCUGCUUCUACUCCUACCUGCUGGGCAAUGAAGUGAAGCUGGUGAUCUCGUGGGUGGAGAUCAGCCGGCUGGAGAAGACGUCCAGCGUGCUGCUGACUGAGAGCAUCCGCGUGUGCUCGGGUGGAGAGGACCACUGCUUCUCCAUGUUCCUCCACCUGCAGCAGACCUUCCUCCUGAUGGAGCAGCUGGCCGACUACGCUGUCAGACGGCUCAUCGACAAGGAGACGUUUCCGAGCGACCACAUUCUUACUGAUCCACUGCAAAUUACCAAAAGGGGACUGGAGACUCACGCCAGGAACGAGGCCUUCCGGGCGUUCUUCCGCCUCCCGCGCGAGGAGAACCUCCUGGAGGUCUACGAGAGCUUCCUGUGGGUCCCCUUCAGUCACUUCAACACGCUGGGCAAGAUCUGCGUAUCGGAGAACUACCUCUGCUUCGCCAGCCAGGACGGCAGCAAGUGCCACCUUAUCAUUGCAAUGCGAGAGAUUCUGAGUGUGGAGAAGCCUGACCGCAGUAGCCGGGCCCUGACCGUGUGUAUGCGGGGGAAGCGAGCGCUGCGUUUUUCCGAGGUCCGUGACUUUGAGCGUCUGGCCGGCACCAUCCGCAGACAGUGUGGGAACACUGCUAGUCCCCAGCACUCCGCCUCCAGCCAGAUGCUGCUGGAGUGUGGUGAGGAUGAAGAAGGGCUGAUGGUUGGCCAGAAGGACAGCAGUAAGACGGUCAGCACAGAGGCCCUAAUGAAUGUCUUCCAUCCCCAGGAUGCUGAAAACCUCGACCCGAAAAUGCUGAAAGAGAAGAUGAAGGAGCAGUCUUGGCAGAUCCACUUUGCGGAGUACGGACGUGGAACCAGCAUGUUUUGCACAAAGAAAACCAGAGACCUUAUUGUGCGGGGAGUACCAGAGUCACUACGAGGAGAGCUGUGGAUGCUGUUCUCAGGAGCAGUAAAUGACAUGGCGACCCACCCUGGCCAUUACUCUGAGCUGGUGGAGGCGUCCCUGGGCACCAGCUCUCUGGCCACUGAUGAGAUUGAGCGUGACCUUCACCGCUCUCUGCCUGACCACCCAGCAUUCCAGAGCGACACCGGCAUAUCAGCCCUACGGAGGGUCCUCACGGCGUACGCCUACCGAAACCCCAAGAUAGGCUACUGCCAGGCUAUGAAUAUCCUAGCAUCUAUGUUACUGUUGUAUGCCAAGGAGGAAGAAGCCUUCUGGUUACUGGUUGCUGUAUGUGAACGGAUGCUUCCAGACUAUUUCAACCGCAGGAUCAUUGGCGCACUGGUUGACCAGGCCGUCUUUGAGGACCUGAUCCGAGAGCACCUGUCCCAGCUGACGGAGCAUAUGACGGAUCUGACGUUCCUGUCGUCGGUUUCGCUGUCCUGGUUCCUGACACUCUUCAUCAGCGUGCUACCCAUCGAGAGUGCGGUCAACGUGGUCGACUGCUUCUUCUUUGACGGCAUCAAGGCCAUCCUGCAGCUGGGACUGGCCACCCUCGACUAUAACAUGGAAGCUCUGCUCUGCUGCAACGACGACACAGAGGCCGUCACCAUCCUCAGCAGGUUUUUUGACAGUGUGGCUAAUAAAGACAGUCCCCUGCCUGCCACUGUCCAGCAGGCCCCAGUGGGAAGCAACAACAGAGCGGCUCAGAGAGUGGACAUCAGUGACCUCAUCAGGGAAGCAUAUGAGAAAUAUGGAGAUAUCAAAUCCGAGGAAGUCGAGAGUAUGAGGAGGAGGAACAAGCUGUACGUAAUCCAAACACUAGAGGACACAACCAGACAGAAUGCGGUCAGGGUGGUGGCCCAGGAGGUCAAGUUCAGCGCUUCACACAUGGAUGAGCUGUAUGUGCUGUUCAAGAGGCAGCACUUCCUGAGCUGCUACUGGACGGUGAGCAGCCCAGCGCUGCAGCACCAUGACCCGAGCCUGCCCUACCUGGAGCAGUACCAGCUGGGCCGAGCCCAGUUCACCAGCCUGUUCCUGCUGCUGCAGCCCUGGAGCCCCGGCGCCUACACGCACACGCUCGCCCGCUGGACCUUCCGCCUGCUCGACGACAACAACGAUGGCCUCGUCAACUUCCGCGAGUUCUGCCGAGCCCUGGAUAUACUCUACAGUGGUUCCUUCACAGAGAAGCUGAAAUUCCUCUUCAAGAUGCAUCUGCCACCAGCUCCUGUUCUCUUAGCCUUCACAGACAGUGAUGUCUCUAAAGCCUGCCAGCCUUCUCAGUCUGUCCCACUGGACGAAGAGCUCCCUAACUUCACCCGCCUGACUGUGUGCUCUCCGGACAGUCCUGACGAUGGAGUGAUAAGGAAAAGCCCAGAGAAGGGCCGCGGGAAGGUGGACCUGCAGGCUUAUCUGAAGCAGUGGCAAGAUGAGAUCCAGAGGAAGGAGGAGAGCAUUAAAGACUUGCCCAGAAUUGAUCAGGCCCAGUUUAUCCAGCUGUCUAAGACUCUGUACAGCCUGUUCCAUGGCGACCCGGAGGAGGAGGCGCUGUUCCGCGCCGUGGCCCGUGUCACCAGCCUGCUGCUCCGCAUGGAGGAGGUGGGCCGCCGGCUGCAGGAGGACUUGGCACCCUCCCAGACCUCCUCCACCAGCCCACAGUCCCCCAGCCCCAGCAAGACCCCUAGCAGUGCACCGCCGCCGCAAACCGCCAGCCCUGUAGAGGGCGCUGUCGAGCAGCUACAGACCCUCCAGGUAGACCAGGACCCGUCCAGCCCUGGGCAAGUCACCUCGGACGGGGGAGCCCCCUCCUCUCCCGACGGAACCUCGGACCCCCCCUCAUCCAGCACCAUGGAAACAGAGCCGGCCAACACGCCCUCGGAGCACACGGCGCCGCCCAGCCCGCAGGCCAUGGACUGGUCCUUCUCCUUCGAGCAGGUCCUGGCGUCGCUCCUCAACGAGCCUGUCCUGGUGCGCUUCUUCGAGAAGCCCGUGGACGUCCAGCGCCACCUGGACCGGGCCAAGAGAGACCAGCUGAAAGCACAGAUCAACAAGUAAGGAUCCGGCACAGACGAAGCUUCUAACUGCCCCACCUGAAAGCCAUACACAUGACACUCCAGCCUCAGCAUUUUGGUUCCUUUUGUUCCCUUUAGCCUGGGAAUGGUCGCUGUGCCCAGCUUUAUUCUCUGGUAGAGAGGCAUUGACAUGAUUAGGGUUUUUAUUUUCCCACAAUGACUAAAAAAGAGAAUAAGAAUUUAACAGUCAUUGGUUUUUCAUUACGUCGUGUCUUGUUGAGUACUCGUAGAAUGACACCAGCCGGACUCAUAACUCUGCCUCUAUGUCAGUUAGCCUUAAUACUCACUGCAAAGCACAUGAAUACACUAAAAUACACACAUUCACACACAUAUGUACAAACAUUAAAACAUUAUCAUGCUUUACAUACUCUGUAGAUACAUACAUACAUACUUUGCCUCAACAUCAACCUUGAACUGACCUAAACCUACUGUAAGCCUGUGUAAAGAGGGCUUGUUGUAGAUGUGUCAUAUGUAGGUGGUGGUCGUACUGACUCUUAGGGUCUAUGGUAAGUUCCUCGUCACAUGAUCCCUUGGUUUCGGUCAUUCUUUGGUCAAUAGUGACAUUUCUUCAGGAUUAAAUCUUAGCAUCACCGAUCAGGUAUGUAUUGUUUAGUACAAUAAGGGAUUAUUAUGUGCUGUGUGUGUGUGUGAUCUACGGUAAGGUUAGAUGUAAAUAUGUGUCAAUAAGGUGCUGAGUUUCUGGUUUGUUUGUUAUGUUAUGUUAUGUUUUGUUUUGAUUUGUUUUGUGUUCUGCUGUUUUGUUUACUUGUUGGCUCUGUGGCAUGGGAUGGUGCAUGAGCAUGCAAAAGGGAAAGGUCUGAUUGGCCCGCUGUCAUUGGACCAAUCCUCUAAGUUGCCAUCAGAGGCGCCGUAAACACCUUAUCGGAACUCUAUUAUGAAAACCUGAAUGCAUUUACGUACAUUCUUGUUAAUAUAUUUUAAUUGUAUUUUAUUGCGUAUUGACAUUGCAUUCAGAUGAGUGUACCUUAUUUCUGUUAUGUUUUUAUUUGUCAGACUAUAGCUUUAUUGUUGAUGAAAAUCAUUUAUUUUGUUGCUAAGUGUGACCAUGCGCAUAUGCUCAUAUGGGGCUGCUAUAGAGUCUGCAUGAGUUCAAAGGGAGUUUUGACUCUGAGUCAUUAUCAAAAAUUAUAUUCCACAGUGCUUCCAAUGGAGCUUGGCUCUAAGAGGACCAACUGCAAAAGUCACUCAAUGCAUUAAGCCAUAGAUGGAGUCCAGAUAAAAAGACUCUCAAUCAAUUAUUAAAGUUAUAAGAUGUUACAGAGAUGUCUAUGAUAUGAAGAUAGAUCUAAUGUGGAUUAAUAUGUAGAAAUGUGUAGUUUCCAUUUAUUUAUAUGAAAAUAUAAAGCAGAGCCACUGAAGUUGGAUCAAAGAAUGCUGUUAAUUGCAGUUUUUUUUUUUUAUUAUUAUUAUUUUUUUAAUUAGGAAAUAGACUACAUGUUUUUCUAAUUGAAAGGAGAACUUGAAAUAUGCUUUAGUGCAUUACUAAUACUGUUUGUAUGGGGAGACCACUUACACAUGUUUAGUGUAAUGAACAAGUCCUUUCCUAGUGGACUGAAGGGGACAUUUGAUCAGAUGUCCCUUUAAAAUCACAAGAACAAAGUAUUGUGGUAAAAACCUGAUGAAGCUGUCACUUGAAAAUGAAGCAUUUAAUUUGCGAAGGACCGUAAGAUGUCUGUGGUCUUCACAAUGGCUAUACGGACAACACCCCACAGACUUUUGACUUAAUUCAGACGUACGUGGAAUAUGUACUGUAUAUGUGUUGAUAAUGACACAUAAUUUGAAACAUUCUCGUGUUUUUUUUUCUCAUCAAUCUGCUGUCAACAUGUUUUGAUUUACAGGUGCCAAUUUCAGUCAACUUAUCUGUGCAAUGAUUGUAAAAUAUCUGCAGACUUUGUUAAAUAUGUCUUAAAGGUGUUGAAAUGUAUCUGUUUGUGCCUAUCACAGAAGUCACUUUAUGUAGAUGUCUCUUGUCUCUUAUAAGGAAAUAAAUAAAUACCGUC
Molecule: messenger RNA, 5674 nt
Organism: Alosa alosa (allis shad)
Lineage: Eukaryota; Metazoa; Chordata; Actinopteri; Clupeiformes; Clupeidae
Gene: tbc1d8b
Product: TBC1 domain family member 8B
Exons: 21
Coding region: 103-3636 (1177 amino acids)
Molecular function (GO): calcium ion binding
Source: RefSeq, a predicted model, not a curated record